AUGAAUGACACAGACAAAUUUGAGGAAGAAUUUGAUAUUGAACAAAUGGAAGAAAUAGGAAAACAAACUAUUUCUCAAUUUCUUGAAAAAAUGCACUAUAAUGAAGAAAAAACAAAUUUCUGGGUAUCACAAAUUUUAGAUACAACUUUAAAGGAGUUAUCUAAACUAAAUAAGCCAUUUAAAUAUAUUGCUACAUGCAUAUUAAUGGAAAAAAAUGGGUCGCCUUUAACUACAUCCAAUGUUUGUUUAUGGGAUGAAAAUUCAGAUGGAUUAUGUAGUGUUCAAAUGGGUAAUGAGACUUUAGAUUGUAUUCUUUGUAUAUAUGCCAUUAAAACUUGA
This is a messenger RNA of Plasmodium gallinaceum, 339 nucleotides long. RefSeq names its product dynein light chain, putative. The transcript is spliced from 5 exons. Gene Ontology annotation, molecular function: dynein intermediate chain binding. The record is from RefSeq and is a predicted model, not a curated record. Lineage: Eukaryota; Apicomplexa; Aconoidasida; Haemosporida; Plasmodiidae. Gene Ontology annotation, biological process: microtubule-based movement. Gene Ontology annotation, cellular component: cytoplasm; cytoplasmic dynein complex. The coding region runs from base 1 to 339 and encodes 112 amino acids.